AUGGAGAUAGAAACACAACAGAAUCCGUGCAGCGGGUUAUACGAAUGGCAGUACUUGUUGAACAAAAGUGUCAUGACACUAUUCGAACUCAUGCAAGUAAUUGAAGGACGUAAAUCGUUUUUGCAAAAGGUCGAAAGCAACGAUGUCAACCGAGAAGAUAUUUUAAAGCAUAUAGAAUCCGAGUCAAAAUUACUGGAUACCUUGCAACACAAUAUCGAAGUAAUAGCACAACACUCGUGUGGUUGUUAUACACUAACUGUUAUACUUCGUUCUCGAGUGGGAGAAAUGCAGUCUGAUGAUACCAGAAUAUUAGAUAUACUGAUCAAUCGCAUCGACUUCUUGUAUUUUAGUAUGCUACAAAUGUUCCCCAUUCGUUUGUCUUCAAUGAAACAAUACUUAAAAUUUCGUUCAGAUCACAAAUCAUACAUCAAAGACACGACUUUUUUGCGUAAACUAAUGUCGAGUAAACACAAUGAUCCGGAAGUGUACAAAAUAACCGCUUUGUUUGAGUAUUAUAAUAUGAAUGAUGUGUAUUCCGCUAGACUGAGUUUUUCAGAAGGGUUGAAAUAUCACAAGCAUUGUAAAAGACUACAUGUUGACAAUUUUAUUUUAGAAGUCCAGUGCAAUGAAGAUACUAGUAGUACAUCAUUUCCUAUAGCUUUGAGCACAUAUAAAAAUGCCAUCAAAUGUUUCAAAGGUGACUUGGAGUUUCAUUUUACAUUGUUAGAUGCAGCAAUAGAAGGUUAUUCAGUUACGGAAUUACAUUAUUGUAUCGUAAGGGAUAUGAUCAAGGAAUACAAAGGGCAUGAAAAAAUGUGGCAAAAGUUGGCUAUAAUUAACUUAAAUGGUUUUAUCUUUGAUUCCGAAUUAGAAUGUGUGUGCUUUGACCUGCAAUGUGGACGUGGACUUACAUAUACUUUUAAAGCAUUUGAUGAUGGUUUGAAAGAAAUUCAGUCACCCGUGAAACGUAAAAUACUAUGGAAUAUGUUCGUUGAGCAUGUAAUCAAUGUUUGGAAACAAUUUGGUGUGAAAGAUGAAGGAAUUGCUAUUUUUGUGAAUGAUAAUGUGAAACGAGUAUUUCAAGCAGCGUUUGACGAAGGAUUUUUGUAUAAAGCAGAACAUUAUGCUUAUUGGGUAACCUUUAUGAAUCAUAAUUACUAA
Molecule: messenger RNA, 1161 nt
Organism: Rhopalosiphum padi (bird cherry-oat aphid)
Lineage: Eukaryota; Metazoa; Arthropoda; Insecta; Hemiptera; Aphididae
Exons: 6
Coding region: 1-1161 (386 amino acids)
Biological process (GO): maturation of SSU-rRNA from tricistronic rRNA transcript (SSU-rRNA, 5.8S rRNA, LSU-rRNA)
Cellular component (GO): Pwp2p-containing subcomplex of 90S preribosome; small-subunit processome
Molecular function (GO): protein binding; snoRNA binding
Source: RefSeq, a predicted model, not a curated record